UGGGACCCCCCGCCUCAUACCAUUUCUCUCCCUUCUUUUUUUUUCUUUCUUCUCUGUUAUUCUCUCUCUCUCUCUCUCUCUACUCUAUAUACAUCUCUCGUCUUGUCUUGCCUUACUUCCUUCUUUCAGAACAUAGAAGAGGAUAUAUAUUCAACAUUUAUCAUAUCCAUUUUGUUGUUCUCACUUGAUAUCACUCUUCAACAUCAGUUGUGAUUGCAUCUCCUUGCCACGACUACUUCUCAUAUCACUUUCGAUCUCACAAUGGGUUCUAUCACGCCCCCGGUUUCACCUUCUUACCAGAAACUAUGGAGGGAGACACCAUGCAUUGAGUCUCGCGCUCUCUCCCAAGUAGCAGGAUGCCGCAUCUUCCUCAAACUCGACCACCUCCAACCCUCCGGCUCCUUCAAAUCCCGCGGCAUCGGCCACCUCAUCUCCCUCGCCAGCACCCGCACCAGCAACCCCCACUUCUACUGCUCCUCCGGCGGCAACGCCGGCCUCGCCUGCGCCACCGCCUGCCUGACUCUCGGCCACCCAUGCACCAUCGUCGUCCCCGCCGCCACCAUGUCCUUCAUGGUCGCCAAGCUGCGCGCUCUCGGCGCCACCGUGCACCAAGCGGGAAGAAACUGGAAGGAGGCUGAUAACUUCCUGAGGGAGAGCGUUAUGGGGCGCGGUUCUCACAGCGGGGAGGAAGUAUAUGUUCCUCCCUUUGACCAUCCUGAUAUCUGGGAAGGCGCGAGCAGUCUCGUGCCAGAGCUAGAGAGGGACAUGAAAUCCGUCGGCGGGUAUGACGGGGUCGUAUGCUCCGUCGGCGGCGGCGGUCUUUUGGUAGGCAUCGCAGACGGACUCCGCCAAGCCGGCCGCACGAAGCAAGUCGGUAUUCUCGCUGUCGAGACCGAGGGCGCUGCUAGUCUGGCCACCAGUCUCGAGGCAGGGAAGGUGGUCACCCUACCGGGGAUCUCGUCAAUCGCUACGAGUCUGGGGUGCGUCAAGGUGGCGGAUCGCGCGUAUGAGGUUGCCUGCCAGGAGGGGGUUCAGGUGGCGGUGCUGAGUGAUGCGCAGGCGGCGAUGGGGAGUGUGAGGUUAGCUGAUCUUGAGAGGAUUAUGGCGGAGGUUGCGUGCGGGGUUAGUGUUGCGGCGUGCUUUGAUGGGAGUUUGAGGAGGGGGUUGGGGAGGGGGUGUGGGGAUGAGGAGUGGAAGGAGAAAAAGGUGGUGGUGGUGGUUUGUGGGGGGAGUAUUGUGUCGACAGGGUUGUUGGAGGAGUAUAGGGCGAUGUAUGAGGGGGUUGUGGAGAGGGAGUUGGUGGGGGGGAGGGAUAGGAUGGUGAGGAAGGUGUUGGAGGCGAUGCCGGUUGAGGGGAAGGAUUUGGAGAAGGGGGGGUUUGAGCAUCUGGGGGUGCAGAAGGUUGAUCAGGGGUUUCAGUGGGCGGUGCGUGCGUGAGCGUGGUGAGAUGGAUUAAUGAUGGGUGAUGGGAAUGAGUCCGAUUUUCUACGGGGAAUAAGGAUGAGGCUGGCGUUUGGGAUGGGGGAAUAGAAAUAGGCUCUUGAUUGGAGCUGUGCGUAGAUUUUUGCUUGACUUGGCUGGGGUUAAUGAAUGAAUGGGAGGGGUUUUAUGGUUAGAUUUCGAAAUGAAUUUUAUCAUGGAUAUGAUUUGGCCCUUUUGAUGAUGUGUGUUGAGGUUAUUUGCAACUACAUUUGAGAGGAUUAUAUUUGAUCUUACAAAUCCAAAACCAUUUUUAAAAAAUAAGAAUGAAG
Molecule: messenger RNA, 1751 nt
Organism: Pseudogymnoascus verrucosus
Lineage: Eukaryota; Fungi; Ascomycota; Leotiomycetes; Thelebolales; Thelebolaceae
Exons: 2
Coding region: 262-1437 (391 amino acids)
Biological process (GO): L-serine catabolic process; L-threonine catabolic process
Molecular function (GO): pyridoxal phosphate binding; threonine deaminase activity; L-serine ammonia-lyase activity
Source: RefSeq, a predicted model, not a curated record